UCGACUCUGGAAAGGUCAGAAGCGAGCAUUUGUCAUUCUAAAUUUAGCUUUCUUGGUGAAAGUAAGUCAGUAAACGCUUUUCCACCUCUAUUUGCUUGCUCUUUUCCUGCGAUUCUAAGGGAUAUGCCUCGUCAACGGUCCGAGAGUCGAUCCGGUGGGUCACUGCGCCGUCAAAAUAGCCGAAGCAGUCAUGUCUUUGCCGCAAAGCCAUCCCGUGGCAGCAGCAAGGACCUGCCGGCGGUGCAGAAGCCCAAGAAGGAAUCGCUGCCAGCAGCAGCGACCCCUGCAGCUCCAGCUGCCGAGACCAAAGGAUCCACCACGGGGGAGCGGUUCAAGGACAUGGCCACCACGGCGGCCGGUGUGGCUGCCGGAUCCGCCGUGGGCCAUGCUGUGGGUGCAGGACUCACCGGGAUGUUCCAAGGACGUGGUCAGUCUGCACCGGCACAGGAGAAGUGUGAACAGCCACAGCAAGUAGCUGCAUCUUCGGCACCCAAGCCACUGCAACUGGUCGAGGAUGGUCCUUGUGCAUUCGAGCUGAGGCAGUUCCUCAAGUGCACCGAGGAGAACGGCAAUGACCUCUCCGUUUGCAAAGAGUUCAACGAAGCUAUGCAGCAGUGCCGCCGACGUUACAAUGUCUGAGGUCGAACAUAUAUACGAGCACCAGACCGGGAAGAGCAAAUAGAUAGGAACAAAAAUAAAUAUAAAAAUUAACGUUAUUGAGUACAAAUACAGGAAAACAAGGUCCACAUAUAAA
This is a messenger RNA of Drosophila elegans, 754 nucleotides long. Its product is annotated as coiled-coil-helix-coiled-coil-helix domain-containing protein 10, mitochondrial. Gene Ontology annotation, biological process: mitochondrion organization. NCBI's taxonomy places the organism in Eukaryota, Metazoa, Arthropoda, Insecta, Diptera, Drosophilidae. The record is from RefSeq and is a predicted model, not a curated record. Bases 124 to 639 code for a protein of 171 amino acids. Gene Ontology annotation, cellular component: mitochondrion; nucleus. The transcript has a single exon.